Neoarthrinium moseri is the source of this 1578-nucleotide messenger RNA. RefSeq lists its product as uncharacterized. The transcript has 3 exons. Gene Ontology annotation, molecular function: iron ion binding; monooxygenase activity; oxidoreductase activity, acting on paired donors, with incorporation or reduction of molecular oxygen. The record is from RefSeq and is a predicted model, not a curated record. Lineage: Eukaryota; Fungi; Ascomycota; Sordariomycetes; Amphisphaeriales; Apiosporaceae. The coding region runs from base 1 to 1578 and encodes 525 amino acids.
AUGGCCAUCGAGGCCCUCGUCCUUACUGCAGGCCAAUACUCGGCACAACAUUUUGGAAAGACAACCCUUUUGUCUGUUUUAGUCGCUCUCAUUGCCUACCUCAUCAGCAAUGAGGUCGUCCGCAGUCGGGCCAAAGUCCGGGGAAUGCCAGGACCUCGAGGAUUACCUAUAAUCGGAAAUCUGUGGGAUAUCUGGAGCAAUGCUGCGAGCCAGUACGAAAAAUGGGCCCAGGUGUACGGAGAUGUGUAUCAGGUCCAGAUGGGCAACGUGCCAGUCGUGGUAGUAAACAGUGCAGCCGCAGCAAAGACUCUGUGGACCUCUCAUUCUCAGGCGUUGAGCUCGCGUCCCACGGCAUAUACGUUCCACAAGGCAAGUGAUGUCGCAUCUAAUACCGCUGGGCUGACUAUCGGCACAUCGCCCUACGAUGACUCAUUAAAGCGUCGAAAGAAGGGACUUGCCGUAGCGGUCAACAGGCCGGCAAUCCAGUCGUAUGUUCCGUACCUUGAUAUGGAGUCAAAGACAUUCGUCGAGGACCUUAUGAAUUAUGGUGAAGCAGGCAAGGUCGCCAUAGACCCCCUGCCAAUGAUUCAAAGACUCUCGUUGUCACUCGCCAUGACGAUCAACUGGGGUGUCCGUGUGCCUUCGCACAAGUCCAAGUUGUUCAAGGAAAUUGUAGAAGUUGAAGAAGAACUCAACAGGUUCCGGUCCACAACGGGAAACCUCCAGGACUAUAUCCCCCUCCUGCGACUGAAUCCCGUGAACAAGACGUCGGCAAAGGCGCGAGAGAUGCGCGACCGUCGCGACCAUUACCUUCGCACUCUGAACGACGAGCUGGCAGAGAAGGUAGCUAUGGGGACCAACAAGCCUUGUAUACAGGCCAACGUCAUUAGUUACAAGGAGGAGACUCUAUCUGAUGCCGAACUGAUCUCGCUCAGUCUGACUGUUCUAGGAGGUGGGUUCGAGACCGUCUCCAGCACCGUCCAGUACAGCAUGGCCUUUUUGGCUCAGCAUCCCGAGAUCCAGGACCAGGCAUUCAAGGCCAUUUGCGAGUUUCAAGGAUCGGACAAUCCUCUGUGUGACGCAUCGGAUGACCAAAAAUGUGUGUACAUUAACAGCCUGGCCAAAGAGGCGUUGAGGUACUUUACCGUGAUCCCCCUCAACUUGCCGAGAAAGUCAAUCAGGGAUAUCGAGUACGACGGCGUUCUCAUCCCCGAGGGAACCACAUUUUACAUGAACGCCAUGGCCUGCAAUCAUGAUCGUGAACUAUGGUCAGAUCCAGAAGUGUUCCGCCCCGAGCGAUGGAGUGAGAAACCCGACGCCCCCGUGUUCACCUUUGGCCUGGGGUAUCGAAUGUGUUCAGGACAUCUCCUCGCGGCACGGGAGCUAUAUCUUGUGUUCAUGAGACUCCUGAGCAGCUUCCGCUUGGAGAUCCAUGGGCAGGUGGAUACAAACCCGCGAACGGCGAUGAGAAACCCUCGAGACCUCAUCAUGUCACCCAACCGUUAUAGAAUUCUCUGCGUUCCUCGGAACGAGCAGCUCCUGAGGCAGGCAUUGGCCGAUCAUAAGUCUGAGCAGUAG